This is a messenger RNA of Rhopalosiphum padi (bird cherry-oat aphid), 462 nucleotides long. RefSeq names its product thioredoxin domain-containing protein 9-like. The record is from RefSeq and is a predicted model, not a curated record. Gene Ontology annotation, biological process: microtubule cytoskeleton organization. Lineage: Eukaryota; Metazoa; Arthropoda; Insecta; Hemiptera; Aphididae. Gene Ontology annotation, cellular component: cytoplasm.
UGUGUUUCUCAGGGACAUGGAGAAUAUGAAGAAUUAAGUGAUGAAAAAAGUUUCUUCGAAAAAUCAAAACUGAGUCCAAACAUGGUGUUACACUUUUAUAAAGAUGGAUCAACUCGAUGCAAAAUUGUUGUUUAUCAUUUAAAAAUAUUGUGUGCACAACAUUUAGAAACACGUUUGGUUAAACUAAAUGUUACACGUUUUCCUUUUCUGACAGAACGAAUGAAGAUUCGUGUCAUACCAACUAUGUCAAUAUCCAAAGAUUUUAUUGUUGGUUUUACUGAGUUGGGGAAUUGUGAAGAUUUCUCAACAGAGAUGUUGGAAUGGCGUUUAGCACGGUCGCAAGUUAUUGAUUACAAGGGAGACUUACUUAAUCCACCAGAUGUUGUCAAGAACAACCGAACAAUGUUAUUAGAGAAAAAUAAAAAAAUAAGAGGUUAUGUAGGAAAUGAUGAUUCAGUUUAA